CAUUACACAUGGCCUUUCAACACGCCCACGAAGACUUCGUUAAUAAUUCCACUUUUUUACUGCCAUGAACUGAAUAAAUACACAGCGUUUUGUGGCGAAGACGAAAUAUUUAGAGGAAGAGAGUAGAGAACACUACCAAUGGUCGUCAUAUUGUAGAACAGGACCCAGCAAUGGCGUUAAGAGAGUUAAAAGUUUGUCUUUUGGGGGACACUGGAGUUGGCAAGUCAAGUAUCGUGUGGAGGUUUGUGGAGGACAGUUUUGACCCAAACAUCAACCCAACUAUUGGGGCUUCUUUUAUGACCAAGACGGUGCAAUACCAAAACGAGCUGCACAAGUUCCUGAUUUGGGACACGGCAGGACAGGAGCGGUUCCGAGCUCUGGCGCCAAUGUACUACAGAGGUUCUGCAGCGGCCAUCAUUGUUUAUGACAUCACAAAAGAGGAGUCCUUCCAGACUUUGAAGAACUGGGUGAAGGAGCUGCGUCAGCAUGGUCCUCCUAAUAUCGUAGUGGCCGUCGCUGGCAACAAAUGUGAUCUGUCAGACGCCAGGGAAGUCUUGGAGAAGGACGCCAAGGACUAUGCCGACUCCAUCCAUGCCAUAUUUGUAGAGACCAGUGCCAAGAAUGCCAUUAACAUCAACGAGGUGUUUAUAGAGAUAAGUAAACGCAUCCCAGUUGCGGAGGCGGCGGGGGGAACGUCGGGGAAAGGUUUCAAACUGGGGCGGCAAGCAUCGGAGUCUCGCAGGACGUGCUGCUGAUGAUGUCGGGUGACUUAUCCAAAUGGUGACCCGUGUCACCUGACCUUUGCUUAACCUCAUUUCUCCGUCCUUUUAAUCACACACACAAGCAUGCGAUUGAAAAAAAUAAAUACAUAAAAAAAAAGUUGGCGGAAGUGAAAGAAGAAAACCUACACAUACAAUAUGCAGACUUGUGGAUGACAAGUUGUAAUCUUUAUUUUUGAUAGCUCUUUUAAUAACUGUUUCAAUGCAGUGUGUGUGCAAUCAGUAAUUUGUCGUAAUGGAUUCCUCUUGUUUGGAAAAGGUGGGUGUAAACCCACAGUACACAGGCCUUUUAUAAUAUACAGAGUUUUAAUAUUGUGUCUUGCAUCAAUAUUUAGCUCGUAAGCACAAUAUGAUUGAAAGUAAUCGGCUUUUUGUGGUGACAAACUGACAAGUCUCUGUAGACGCUAACUCCGUUUGUGGUCGCCGGCACUUUGCUUGCACUUUGUAACAAUGUAGAGUCUUCACUUUCUUUAUUUUGGUGCAGUGGAGAACAAUAAGAAGAAGCUACCCAAAAACACGUCAACCCCAGGACACUCCUCCGCUCUGAUCUGCUUUUCCUGAUUGAACAACACUUGAGUAAUUCGGUAAUUUGUACACGUUGAACUUGAUGGGAACCUCAAACGUAUGUAACUUCAUGUUCUUUACUGCAGCCUUCUUCAUGAUGCAACAGUUGUUUUUACGUCAGAUGCUAACUCGUAACAGGUUAAAGGGGAAGUGCACUUUUUUUUUUAAUUUGCCUGUCGUUCACAAUCAUUAUGAGAGACAAGAACACACGUCUUUUUUUUUUAGGAUUCUGAAGACGAUAAAAGACGCUUGCAAGAUGCAGCUAAUGGAAGUCCCCAUUGUAGCCUUCAAAGACCUCAUUCAACGUUUUGCAUACACACUGCAAAUCUAUAUAUAAAGUAGUAACAGACACGUUCAUAACGAUAUGUACCGGUAAUAUGUUCAAUAUUUACUGUAUUUUGAUCAUUUUAUGCAUUAGCGAAACUUAUUUCCUCAGCGCAUUUAUUUCCGUUCCCAUAGCAACACACUUCCGGCAACAAAUCUAUGUUCCUACUUCUGGAAACAAACGCGAGUGUGUUCUAACCAUGGCAGACUUGGUAACAGAUGUAGAAGAUGACAAUUUUUUUUAGACAAAUGAGGAUUUACAACCUUAUCUUUUUGAAGCUGAAUAUAUGAAGGAUGAACUGCUGGUGAGGAUAGCGUGACUUGACGGUGUAAAUGUGGAAUUUGGAGCCUAGCUACUUUGACAUAAAUGGAGUGUUUACCCAAAAUAAACUUGAAAAAACGUUCUCGGUCAGCUUGACCAAGAGGAUAUCUGUCCAUCUAGUGCAGGGGUCGGCAACCUUUACCAGUCAAAGAGCCACUUUGAUCAGUUUCACAAAUUAUAGAUAACAAUGGGAGCCGCAAAAACUUUUUGAAAUUUAAAAUGAAAUAACACUGCAUACAAAGUUUUUUUUUUGCUUUGUGCUAUGUAUUAACCAGGGGUCUCAGACACGCUGCCCACACCUUAAUAAGGAAUUUGAAUGCUGGUGCGGCACGCGGGUUGUAUAUGAAUGGCGAUUGUCAGCGUCAUGUGUGCCGAGAUGGUACAGCAUAUAGCACCCACUACAACCAGCGUACUUGAUCAGCCACACGUUGUGUGGGAUUCUGCUUGCUCACGUAAGUGACAGCA
This is a messenger RNA of Nerophis lumbriciformis (worm pipefish), 2454 nucleotides long. It is a transcript of the gene rab22a, whose product is annotated as RAB22A, member RAS oncogene family. Lineage: Eukaryota; Metazoa; Chordata; Actinopteri; Syngnathiformes; Syngnathidae. The record is from RefSeq and is a predicted model, not a curated record. Gene Ontology annotation, molecular function: GTP binding; GTPase activity.